AAUUCCUUGGGGCUCAAGGCCAGUAACAUGCACUUUUCUUCCUGUCAACACCUGAACGCGUCUUUACCUUCAUCGUCAACAUUCUUUUCUUAUCAUCACUCAUAGAGACUGUAUUUCUUUCGUUUGUGUCUCCUUUGGGCUUCAUCCCGUUGCGUCGUCUCCCCGGUCAACGCCUCAACCGUGGACCCUGCGCCACAUUUUCCUCCCUAGGUUGCCUAUCCUCACCAGUGCCGUACAACGCACAGGUGGUCCUAUAACAAGGAUACUAACGUUCCAACCUUCUUUCUGACCUUCCUCAAUGCACCGUCACCAAGGUCAAAGAUAGAGAGCCCGCCUGUGGAACCAACAGGCCGGUCCGACUUGAUCAAGAUGGACACAUCGCUAAUCGUGACCUCACGACCCAACCUUCCAGCAGGGCUUCACGCCGCCACGAGAGAGCAGCAUCAUGCCCUCAACACAUCGAUCACAGCGCGCUUACCGUUAUGUCUGCCACCUUGUGUCGACAGCCCGCGUCUCUACACUCUGGGCAUGAUGGUGUUUGGCCAGAUAUACUUCGCCUUUGAAGACUUUUUGGAAAAGUCACUGACAACCUCAACCGUACUUGACGCGCGACUGCGAGAGGUUUACCAACGAGUCAAAUUUCGCGAACUCACCCGAACCAGUCGGCUACGGGACGACAUUGAGUUGUUGCAAUCGCGACUGGAUGCUACCGCGGUGGCAGAUCUCAAUCAGCUUUCUGAGCAAGCCCAACGAGUCUUUGCGUCUCGAAUUACAUCUUCUUUGGCAGCAAGACCACACGCUCUGCUGGCGUAUGCCUGGGCAAUGUAUCUCGCUCUCUUCAACGGCGGAAGGUGGAUCCGGCGACAACUCGUAUCAGCAGGGACUGAUUUUUGGGGCCCCGGUGAACUGCCGUUGUCAUUCUGGGUAUUCGAGGUCGACGAUAGAGGAGACAUCCACCACGAGGCUCUGAAAAUGCGGUUCAAAACGGCAUUCGCAGAGGCGUCGGCACUCCUAACCGAUGUUGAGAGUUCAGAGGUGAUUGAUGAGUCAAAGAAUCUCUUUGUCACUUGCUCGCAGAUGGUGGAGUUCCUGGACAAGGCCGUGGCGGAAAGAGCAUCAUCUGAUGAAAGUCGCCUUGGUGCAUCGGACCCCCCUGAUUCGACUGCUGGUCUGGGGUAUCGAAGCCCAGCCUCAUCCUUUGUUACGGCAUGGGGCUACAUCACCUCCAGUCUUGCAUCGCUCAAAACGACAUCGAAGGUCGUCUGGGGUCCUCGAGUCGAGGUCAAUGACUGAGGCGAGAUGGGCGACCAGUCGAGAAUGUGCGGUGUUUGGCUGGCCCGUGCUAUCUUGCAGUUCCCAAACAAGGCAGAUCCUUCCCACAAGCAGUGCUUGCAAAGAUUGAUUCGAAGCCCGGAAAUGUCGCCAAGAGAUGUCCACCUCUCAACUCAGGGGCUGAUGUUGAAUUUCGACUGUGGUGCGCAUACUGCUACCUCGUGAUCUCUCUCAGGGUGACAUUUUGAGUUUUUACAGACGCGGAAGGAUGGGCUCGAUUCAAUCUGUCCUGGUGAGCUACGUUUGCUUCUAGCAGAGUCUAAGCCGAGCAGCCGAGCCCAAAUUCAAGUAUGCAUUUCGACACCGUCACGAAUGUUAGCGAACACGAGGACGGGAAUGGGGGAUCAAGGCUUUCUCUCAGAUGUUGUAUCCAGGUUGGUAUCCGUAUGUUCCGUGAACAGAGUGGAUGUUCUUUCUAUUCCUAUCAGCGCUCUCCUCUUGGACCAAGCGCCUACGGGGUAUUCAUUGAGGAAUUAGAAAAGACUAGAAAGUUUGGGCUAGACUCGUUGAUGGUUGGUGACCAAGACGCCGGAUACUUUGUGGUGGUGUUUUUGGGAUUAGCUCCUUCACUUUCUCACUACGGCCAUGGAGUACUUGUACUUAUUAGACCUAGAAUUAGUCUUCCACAUGGGAGUUAUGGACCAAGACGUGUGAACGGGGAAAGUGAAUACCUUAUCAAUCCAAGGUUCAGUACGAUCUGAUUCAUGAAACAAGUUACAGACCACCUACAGUACUCCCUACUUCUCGGGGGAGGUUCAGUGGGUGCCUACGGAGCAGCAUAACCGCCCGGUAUAGUCAAACUCUGCG
Molecule: messenger RNA, 2139 nt
Organism: Exophiala oligosperma
Lineage: Eukaryota; Fungi; Ascomycota; Eurotiomycetes; Chaetothyriales; Herpotrichiellaceae
Exons: 1
Coding region: 370-1293 (307 amino acids)
Biological process (GO): heme oxidation
Molecular function (GO): heme oxygenase (decyclizing) activity
Source: RefSeq, a predicted model, not a curated record